Molecule: messenger RNA, 1884 nt
Organism: Benincasa hispida (wax gourd)
Lineage: Eukaryota; Viridiplantae; Streptophyta; Magnoliopsida; Cucurbitales; Cucurbitaceae
Product: protein SUPPRESSOR OF K(+) TRANSPORT GROWTH DEFECT 1
Biological process (GO): vacuole organization; endosomal transport
Molecular function (GO): ATP hydrolysis activity; ATP binding
Source: RefSeq, a predicted model, not a curated record
GAAAAAUAACCCUGGGCCCGUGGCCGUGGCUUUCUUCUUUCUCCACCUCUUUCAAUUAUUCUCUAUUUCUCCCGUCUCUCCCAUCGACGUCCAGCUCCACAUCGCCAACCACCCAGGUUUCUUUCUCCUCCCUGCGGCAGCCACGCACCGCCACGCCAAGGGUGAUUUCAAAUCAAGGGAUUUGAAAUCCAUCAAAAUCCAGUGUUUCCAAACAAGGGCUAACGUUGUAUGCUUCACGAGAAAUCCAUCACUUGAAGAAAUCUAAGAUUUCAAUUGUUUUGCAUGCUUUGAGAUAGUCAAAGAUCGAUGUUCUAGGGUUUUUGUUUUUGGAUCGCGUCGUGGUUUUAGUCUAUCUAUGAAAUUUGGUUGGAGUUAUUCAAGAGAUGUAUAGCAAUUUCAAGGAGCAAGCUAUUGAGUUCGUGAAGCAGGCGGUACAAGAAGAUAAUGCUGGCAAUUACGCGAAAGCCUUUCCCCUGUAUAUGAACGCUUUGGAGUACUUCAAAACUCAUUUGAAGUAUGAAAAGAAUCCCAAGAUCAAGGAAGCUAUUACCCAGAAAUUCACCGAGUAUUUGCGCCGUGCCGAGGAGAUACGGGCGGUUCUCGAUGACGGCGGUCCUGGUCCAGCUUCCAAUGGGGAUGCAGCCGUUGCAACUAAGCCCAAGACGAAACCUAAGGAUGGAGAAGGAGGGGAUGGAGAGGAUCCAGAACAGGCCAAGUUACGGGCUGGUCUUAAUUCGGCAAUCAUAAGGGAGAAGCCGGAUGUCAAGUGGAACGAUGUUGCUGGAUUGGAGAGCGCCAAGCAGGCAUUGCAAGAGGCGGUAAUAUUGCCUGUUAAGUUCCCACAAUUCUUUACUGGCAAGAGGCGACCGUGGCGAGCUUUCUUGUUAUAUGGGCCUCCUGGAACUGGAAAAUCAUAUUUGGCAAAGGCUGUUGCAACGGAGGCUGACUCAACAUUUUUCAGCAUUUCUUCUUCGGACCUUGUCUCGAAAUGGAUGGGUGAAAGUGAGAAGCUAGUUUCAAAUCUUUUUCAAAUGGCUCGUGAUAGUGCUCCGUCUAUCAUCUUUAUUGAUGAAAUAGAUUCAUUGUGUGGUCAACGAGGUGAAGGUAAUGAAAGUGAAGCUUCAAGACGCAUUAAGACUGAACUUCUUGUGCAGAUGCAGGGUGUAGGACACAAUGAUCAAAAGGUUCUUGUUCUUGCUGCAACAAACACUCCCUAUGCUUUGGAUCAGGCCAUUCGUCGACGGUUUGACAAGCGGAUAUACAUUCCUCUUCCUGAUUUGAAAGCUAGACAGCAUAUGUUCAAAGUGCAUCUGGGGGAUACACCACAUAAUUUAACGGAAGCAGAUUUUGAAAGCUUAGCACGCAGGACAGAUGGUUUCUCGGGUUCAGAUAUUUCAGUUUGUGUGAAAGAUGUGCUCUUUGAACCUGUUCGUAAAACUCAAGACGCUAUGUUCUUCAUUAAGACUCCUGAUGGUAUGUGGGUACCUUGUGGACCAAAACAACAAGGUGCUGUCCAAAUUACCAUGCAAGAGUUGGCAGCCAAAGGACUCGCCUCAAAGAUUCUUCCUCCUCCAAUUACAAGAACAGACUUUGACAAGGUACUAGCUAGACAAAGGCCUACUGUGAGUAAAUCUGAUCUGGAAAUUCAUGAAAGGUUUACAAAAGAGUUUGGAGAGGAAGGUUGACGAGUUUGUUAUAUUUAUAUCGAGUCUAUCUUGAUUGUCACUAUUGCGUACAACCCAUCAGAGUUGUAUUUUAUUUAUUUGUUCCAGCUCAACAAAUUUAUAUAUUUUUCAAUUGUCCAUUGAAGGAGAAGCCAAUAUGCACAUUUUGUAUUGAGCAGAAACAUUGAAAUCUGACCUUUCUCAAAUUUCAUGCCUCCAA